GGAAGGAAAUAAGGAUAUCCUUGGACUGCAGAUCUUUUUUGAUUGUGAAUUUGUGUAUCAAACAAUCAAUGUAAUUAGUACUUAAAUGUGUUUAAUCGUAAGGCAAACGUGUUAUUUAUAAUGUCGAAUCACACAAUAGAUGGUAAACUGAAAGGUUUAGAGGAGCGCUUCCAGAACGAGUUGCGUAUGCGAAAAGAAGGUUCUUUUCAUAGUCAAGGUGCACUUGGGUCUAGUAGACCUGGCAGCGGACGGAGGCCUAACAAACCCUUAUUUGGCAAGGAUAUACCGGCGUUCCCGCCGCGGUCGCCUCAUGCGGCGGAGACCGAGAACAGGAUGAGGGAGGUCCACAAGGUGAGCGGCAACCUGACCGUGAACAACGUGCAGUACCGCUCGAACGUGGACGACCUCAUCCACCUCGGCGAGCUCGGCAGCGGCACCUGCGGGCACGUGGUCAAGAUGAUGCACAAGCCUUCGGGUGCCGUCAUCGCCGUCAAGCAAAUGCGGAGGUCGGGAAACUCUGAGGAGACGAAACGCAUUCUGAUGGAUCUUGACGUAGUUUUGGGCUCACACGACUGCCAAUACAUAGUGCGUUGUCUCGGCUGUUUCGUGACCGACGCCGACGUGUGGAUCUGCAUGGAACUGAUGGCGUCCUGUUUCGACAAGCUGCUCAAGCGAUUGGGCGCGCCCAUCCCCGAGGCGAUACUCGGCAAGGUCACCGUCGCGACGGUGAACGCACUAUCGUACCUGAAAGACACGCACGGCGUCAUCCACCGGGACGUCAAACCGAGCAACAUACUACUGGACGAACGCGGGAACGUGAAGCUAUGCGACUUCGGUAUCAGCGGGCGACUGGUCGACUCCAAGGCCAAGACUAGGAGCGCCGGCUGCGCGGCGUAUAUGGCACCUGAACGGAUCGACCCCCCGGACCCGCAGCGGCCCGACUACGACAUCCGCGCCGACGUGUGGUCGCUCGGCAUCUCGCUGGUCGAGCUGGCCACCGGCGUCUUCCCCUACAUGAACUGUCAGAACGACUUCGAAGUGCUCACCAAGGUGAUAUCGGACGACCCGCCGCAACUGCCGGAGGACAGCAACUUUUCACCAGAAUUCAAGUCUUUCGUAUCACAAUGUCUAACGAAGAACUACAGACAACGGCCGAAGUACGCCAAACUAUUGGAACACCCGUUCGUAGUGAAGUCGGCGAGGAGUAACGUGUCUGUGGCGGAUUGGUACGCGAACAUAACGGGGGGACACCCCACGCCGGCCAAGACCGUGACAACAACAGCGACGCACACGGUCACGAGUGCUCGGGAGUUCGAAGCGCCCGUGACGCCCCAACCCGCCAGGAACAUGGUCACCAGCCAGUGGAACGUGGAGCUCACACCCACGCCCGCCAGGGCGUGGUGGGCGUCGGCAGGCCCGCACGCCGGAGGCAGCUCCUCGCAGCCCGCAAGCCUCGAGACGGACUUCGCGAACCACUCGCCAUAUCCUCGCCGCAGGACGCUAGAGGCAUGCGCGUCGCCGCCCCCGCCGCCGGCGCGACGGGUCUCCGCGGACAACCGGUGGCGGCCCUCCCCCGCGAGCUCGGGCAACACUAGUCCUAUAGUCCUCCAGAGGUUCUAUCACCAGAGCCAGCAGCGGCGGUCGCGGGUCGACCUGCACGCCACGCCCCGCCACCGAAGCCUAAGCCGGGAGCACAGCACGGGGCGGUCGCCGGAGCCCCCGCCGCGCACGGGCCGCCCGCACCCCAUGCUCGGACACGAGGCAAACGGAGUGGACUUGGAGCCGCCGUCGCUCCACGACCGGUUGCACCCACACCCGCCGUCGCCGCUCCUGCUCAACAAUAGGUACGCGAGGUUAUCUGAAGGCCGCAGCCAAAGCCUUACCCGCGCCGAGCCCCGGAACGGGUUCCGCACGGACCUGCCCGCGCCGCACGCGCCGCGGCACCGCCACGACGACCAAGGCAGGCGGGAGCCGCACCCGCACUCCAACAGAUGGGCGCCAGCGGAGAGUUGGAGCGUGCCCGCGUCCCCCCUCCCCCCUCGGGCGCCGCCCCCGCGCCCCGCGGACUAGCGCCGCGACACGUGGUACGUCGACAAGUGGCUCCACCGCGUCGCGUACUGCACACCGUAGAGGUAGAGCCACCCACAAACAAGUCACAGUUACGCUUGAAGGUAACCUUACGUCAUGAGAUUACAGGCUAUUUAUCGUUUGACAUUACGGCUUGUUAUAAUCAUACUCGACUUGAGAUUAUAAAAAGUUGAGGCAGGCAACCCCGCGUUUCAAAUCAUAACUUUAUUUAAAAUAACAGGCGGGCUUGUUAUUGGUGAUGACAAGAUUAUUUUGUUAUUCUGUAAUUGAUAGUCAUGCUUAUGUCAAAUUGAGCCAAUAGGCAAGCUUGUUAUGGUUAUGUCAAACUCAUCAUGUUAAAUCAAGUCUCAACUAAAUUAAGUCAAACUUUGUACGUCACGUUUAAUGGUUCAGGUCUAUUUACUUACAGAUUGUGAUUCGGCAUUUCUCGGUUAUUGUCGGCAAAGCUCGUCACUCUUAGAGCGUUUAAAUAAAAUUCUUCACUAAAGCAACAGGACUUAACUUGACAUAAAUUGCUUUUUCGAGACUUAGAUGUUAUAUAAUUAUAUACCGGGUGUGGCCUGUAAUAUGAGCAAAAAAUUAAACUGUAGGCUGCACUCCUCAUACUGACCAACAUUUGUUCAGCGACUAUUGAAAAUAACAUGUGGUUUGAUUUUUAAUACACUUCAAAGUUUAUUCUAAGACGCAAUGUAUUGCGAAUUUUGUUAUGUUUAAGGCGUGACAAGCAACGUCAAUCACGUAUGCGUGUGGCGAUGGCGUCCAUUGAAGAUAAUAUUUAUUUUGUAUGAAAAAUAGGGAGUCUAAAUACUUCAUAAUUUUUAAAAGUUGUAGAACAAUAGUGGCACCGUUUGAGGAGUACAAUACAAUCUAUGUUUUAAUUAUUUGCUCGUGUUACAGGCCACACCCGGUAUAUAUUUAAAAUAUUUCCUGUCAUUUUGCCGAUAACAACCAAGACAUGACGAAUGAAAAAAGUAAUCUACUCGCAUGAACUUCACGACUUAUUGAAUACUAUGUCAAGACUUUUAUAAGCUACACGAGUCAAAGUCGGCCGUUACGUACUUUUACAGCUCGGCAAUGUAUAAUUUGAUUUCUGCUUUGGUUUAGUCUUCAUGAAAUAUUUAUCGUUAAAGUAGUAAUCAAAUCAAAGUGUACAUGGCCCAUGUAUUAACAGGUCCAUACAAAUUAAACCAUGUUAAUUAUACCUAGCCACAAAUGUCAGUACGCUUAACGCUGUGCGUUGACUUCCAAGUUAUGUCAAGUAUUAAAAUUAUUUUAAACGUGCUAUUACGCGGCGUGUUACCUUUGUACGUUUUAUACCUCGUCACAGUGACAAUAGUUUGAGGUCUCUAGCGACUUUCAUAUUGAUUGUCACUGUGAUAAAACUGAUAAAGUACGAAAUGGGUCGUAUAAAAAUACUUUCGACCGUACUUACUUAAUAAGUUGCGCGUUCGAUCAGUAGAGACGAUGUAGUGGGUGCUCCAGUCGAAGAUUCUCAAAAACGGAUCUUACACUUAUAACGACCAAGAGCAGCUUUAUUGUGCACAGUGCGAUCGGACAUUUAAAACUAAGUUCGGUUUUGCGAGCAAUAUACGUGCUCAUCAGAGGAAUUUGUAAAGGUCGCCGUUGUCGGACACGACAUGGAGGACUACAUAACCCGUUUAAAAUAGUUUUCAUAUAUUUGAGUCUCACGACAGUUUUAUAGCUAUAUCAAAUGAUUUACAAGUUAGACUAAAAAGUUGUAUAUUUUAGACUUAGUACAAACUAUGUCAAGUUAAGACUUAUUAGAAUAUUGCGAUUGAUAAUAUAACAUGUAAUCCGAGGGCCAUGAAAGUUCCGAGCGAGCAGCGUCAAGGAAGGACAUUUUAUUGAACAUUGUACACUUUUUAUGUUAUUUCUAUUCAGAGUCACGAGCUCGUUCUAUCCUUAUAGGAGGAAAUAAGUUUCCCAAGAUUUUUAUUUCCAUUCUGUUACCAUUUUUCACAGACUUUGUAUGACGGUAACGAAAUGAAAGAAACGAAAAAUGUAUGGAAUUUGAACACUCUUCAUAUUAGAGUCGAAAAACUCGUGAUGUUGAGCAGGAAUAACAUAAAAAAUCCUAAAUUUGAUAUUAAAAUUAUAGCUGUCGACGCCAACUGAAUUUUUGUGGCCCUACAGAUUUAAAUACAAGAAAUUCAUUAAUGGCCUAUGCAUUGAUUUGUGUAGACACAAUGUACGAGUGUUUUUGUGUAUUUGUGAGUUGAAGGCGCGCAGGGUGCCCUGCGCUUUACAAAAUUCGCUUUUAUACACGAGUUAAGAUGAUACAAGCAUAGAUUUAGGCAAGCUUUAAGAGUAAUACAUAUUUUGUACAGUCACAAGGCUCUGAUAUAUAUUUCCUAUGUAGUCAUUUGUUUUUGCCUUGAAACUAUUGACGUUGCGUGUCACCAGACUGACAAUUGUCGCCUGACAUUGACAAUUGGCCGUACAUUGCUGGCCCAACAAGUAUAAAUUGACACUACGUAACGUCGUUACUUUCCGACCCAGAAAUUUACAAGUUGUCAAGUUGCCGAAAAGGCGCCUGUGAGGAUAUGACGGUUGCAUUAUUAUCGUCUGACGUUCUCGCUAUUCUCGCUUACAUACGUUAUAGAAUGCGUGUGACAGCAUGGUGACAGACGGUAAAAGCGCAACUAACUUUACAUUGAACUCAUUUUUGCGAAAUAUACAUUGUAUGUUAAGACUCACAACUAUAAAAAGUCAUAUAUAGCCCUAUAAUUGAUAACAUGAUUUUUCGAUAUGAUUUUGGCCGUUGCCAUAAGAGUUGGAUCAUUUCUAAAAUCAUAGUCAAUAAUCGAUAUUGACAACCAGACCGCGUCCGACAACUCCCGCGACUCAAUACUUGAAUUCGCGCUUACAUGUGGAGAUCAAACGCGACAACGCAAGUCCCUCUAAGAAGUAGGUGCCAUAAAGUAUAAUAUACAGGGCGCUACAGUAACGAGUUUUUUUAGACUUACAUGCACUGUUUCUACUGCUAAUAACUCUUAGAUUUGCUGUAUUAGGGGCUUCCUCUUUCAAUACUCUCACUACAUUUAUAAAACGUCUAUUGUCGUGUGUGUAUAAAUGUAUUACACUUAAAGUGAAACCAUAUAAAUUUAAGAAUGAAGUAUUACCGCUUAGCACUGUAUGUAUGUACAUAGAUCAGCUUAUGGUACCUAUUGGUAUCGGAAUGUGUUCGUAGUCAAAUUGUAUGGGAAUGCACGGAAACCCGACUUGCUGUUUCACAAAAGUAGGUACGAGUAUAUAAAAACGCGUAAAGAUAGGUGACAAAGACAAUUUGAAUUACAAGUUGAAAAUUAUCAUAAUUAUGCUUUCAUCUCUGUGACUUGGAAUGUAAGAAUAACUAUUAAAAAUAAAUACUUACGUAGCUCCAAUUAUAAUAGGCACUUGUUAUGUUGGUUCCGAGUCGGGUUUCUAUGGGACAUGGCCUAGUGGCGUGCUAAUUUAUGUGUGACUAUUCGAUAAAAUAAAAUAUGUUGUUGAAUAUCGCGUUUUGGCAUGGACUUGUUCUCAUUAAAUACUUAUAGUACAGUUGUAGUGCAUGAUUAUUUUCCAUCGUAUUUUCACGGAAACUUACUAACGUGUCUUGCUAUUUCAGUCAGUCUCGAUACAAAAAGUAAUGACGUUGACUGAAGUAGCAUGACAAAUACGAACGUUUCCGAGGAAAUACGAUGGAAAACGAUUAGGCACUACCUGUAGAGGAUAUUGACAGGGAUACGUCAUGUAAAAGUCUUAUUUUUCUAUUAGUUUCAUUUUGGUUGCCCUUUUUUAAAUUUUUAUUUCAUAUCCGUCAUCGUAUGUUGAUAACUAUAAUCGUUGGCCCCUAUCCUUGUUUUUGACUUUGUUAUAAAGAUACAAUAUAACUGAUGUUUGCCAAGUUUUGUGUACAAGUCACUUGUAUUUUAUAAUUUGAUUCAGCCGCUGGCCGGCUAAAGCCAUUAUCACACUGGUGCGGAUCCGUAUGCCACUCCGGCGUGCCAGUGAAACAACAUAACGUAUAUAGCGGUGUCCCGCUUUCACACCAGAGGCAACCCAUUUUUUUAACCAACAAUAAAUUUAAAGAGAUGAGCAAAGAAGUGUCCAGAAAAGUACCUAGCGGUUACAUGAAGUUAUUUUUUUGUUACUUCUGACCUAAGAUGUCGAUAUUUGGCAUGAUAACGUAUUGUAACUUAGCGUUAAUUUCAACGCUAUACUCAUGUAUUCAACAGUUUUUGUGGAAUCCCCUUAAGGCUUUACUGUGACGUAGCCAAGUUUGUACCCUCAUCUGUGUAUACCAAAGCAGCUGACUGCAAUACAAUCGGGCGCAACGAAAACGGCUAACACGUUUCGUACGAGUGACCCGUUUUCGUACGAGUGACCCGUUUUCGUUAAACUUGACUAUACUUGAUCGUGUAAAUACGAGCCUUACGCAAGGCUGGUACUUUUUCACUGCUCAUUUAACGAGUCUUGGAAAGCGAGAAACAUACCCGCAGUAAUUAUUAUACUAUAAUAACCAUGAUAAUUGUCAACUGACAAUGACAUUUCACUAUACAAUCAACAUUAAAUACAUUGUUACGGCCUAAAUGGCCAAAUAUAUCGAUGCACCUUAUUUCUGUGGUAACAUUUGUCACAACAUACAGCUUGUAACCGACCGUUAUUGACAGGAAAUGUUCAUUGUCAGAUGACAACUGUCAAAUUGGUGACAUGGGCCAGUGAAUAUUACACUAUCUUGAGUUGAAUUUGUACCUUACAGUGACACUACAUGGUUCAUUUCGUGUGCAAAAUUUAUGACACAUUUUAUCGUGGAUACAUGUUUUUAAAAUAAACUUCUUACAUGUAAUAUAGUAAUUACUGCUCGUCAGUGUCAUGUUUACACUUCUGAGAGCCUAGUAACGAUGACAAUCGUUAGCACUACGACAACGAAACGCUGUCUCUCUAUCACUCUUACAUUUUAAUGCGAUAAAGAAAGGUAGCGUUUCGUUUCUCUACGAACGUUUGCCAUCUUGGUUACGGGCCCUGAGUAGAGUCCAAGCUAAACUACACGGACUUGGCGUCAAAAAUAAAAACGUUGGUCCUUAGCUUAUUGUUAGACGAACUAUGAACUGAUAAUGUAAAACUGACAAAUAAUGUUUUGUGCUCCCAUGUAACUCGUACUACUUCCAAGUGUUACUUGUCGAUGUUGGAAUCAAUUUUGUGGAAACGUUUUUGUAAAACUAUAAAAUGGGAAGGUAUGUUAAUUAACCUUUAAAAGGGCCCACUGACUACUAUUUCGUCGGACGAUAUCGGCCUGUCAGUUAUACGCAAAAUUUGACAGCUCCAUACAACUGACAUCGUCCGGCGAACUGGUAAUCAGUGGGCCCCUUUAAACGCCACACCUAUCGUGCGCGCCGCGUCAUAGUGAACCUUGACGUAAUGCACGAAGGUUGUUAUUGGGCUGUGGCCGCGCGCGUCAGAUGACGUUUUUGGCGGUCAAAUGGUUAAAUUGUCAACAACACUUCCAACAUGUCGGCCGCGAUACGUUAUCUCGUUCUAAUUAAAGCUCCAUCUCACUAUCUGGGACAGAUAUAUCGCAAAGGUUUGUAGGGGUCCUAAUUAUUACUAUUUACGUCUACUAUACUGCUACUUCUUACUACUGCCACGAAAGGAAUUAAUUAUGGCAUAUUAAGUUGUCAUUUCUACAGACUCGUUUCCAAAAUCGACCAAAUUUUGUCGUGAUUAUAAGUGCAAACCGAUUUUUAUUUGUAAAUAUUAUGGAUUGUUUGUAAGCAUAUAAUUAUUUAAUGUUCUAUAGAUGUCAUAUUUAAUUUUUUUAUUUUAUUUAAAACAUUUUGGAGAUCAUUUCGAUGCUUAUUUUUUAUUGUAAAGUUUUGUAAUUAUGUAAUUUUAAUUUUUAUGACCAAAUCUAUUAGGUUUUAAACAGAUGUUAUUAAAGUAAGGUUGCCGAAUAGGAAGAAUUUCGUAUAUUGUCUAUCUCCGCUCAGAAGCGGCGCUGUGCGAGUGUGACAGCAAUAUAAAAUCACGCGUGCAAGAAGGAAAUAUAUACAUACCGAAUCCUAUGGUCAAUGAACGAAAUUCUUCAUCGCUUGGCGUCUAUACUUUAGCUUUAGGGGUUAUGCUGACAAAGUAAAACGGAUUAACAACCAAGCAAUUUAAAUGAAAACCUUAUUACAGUGAACACAAGGUCUAUAUUGACUUAACGCGUUGUUACGUCAUUUUACUUUGAAUAGUAAUCGGCUGAUUUGAUAUCUUAAUAACUACGUGAUUUUAAAUUUAAGAUAGUCUUUUUAUUUAUUAUCCUCCUUAACAAUCGUCUGGUAACGAUUGGAGCAACUAAAAAUUAUUAAUAUAAUGUUUUUUUUUUUUAUAUGGACAAACAGGCGGCGGUAGCACGGCUGCAUUUUUAUCGCUGCAAUGUAUGGAGCGCCAUACAUUCCACGACUUCUCUUUCUGCACCGACUUUAGACAUGUUUAUUUUGUAUUUAAACCAGCCGAAACCCCUAAGCGUAUCGGAAAAGAAUGGCGUUCGAGGUCGAAUGACAAUGAUAAAUGUAACACACAUACUAAUUACAUGUGAAAGAAAUGUUGCAGUAAACGCACUCUCCAAACCGACCAUCAUACAACAAAUUGAUGCAAAGCCAUUUGACCCAUAUGAUCUGUAGUAACACACGUCUGAUACUGAGUCGCUACGACCCACAUUGAGUUAGUAUCACACGUGUGAUACUAGGGCGCUCCACAGGUUAAAUAGUCGUUCGACCCCAUGCUGGUCCCUAAAUAUACGGCAACGUCGCUUGCAAGUCGCUUAAUACUUCCAACAACUGUCAAGUGGUGUGGGUUACCAUGGCAACACACUAAUAAUAUUAGACUAAUAUCGUUCGAGAAAUGGGCCCCAGGUAUCAGUCUCGUUUCGAUAGAGUUGUCUUGGGCAAGACUUGCAUUCGGCGUUGCCUGCAGCAGGGAGUUCUAAGUAGUGAGCCAAAAGUCACAUGAAAUUGUUCUGAAAUUGUAUCAUGGACACUAAGCGUCAUACUUAUGACCGCCAUUUUUCAUAUCCAAAAAUAUUAUCAGACGCCAACAUGGAUACAUAUACAUAUGCAGAUAAAGUAAGGACGCUAGGACGAAUAAUUUCGUACAAUGACCCGCCUGUUUCUAUUUCUAUCGCAAGCGCAUAAUUAUAUUUCCGUCCCGCUUGCAUAGUAGCAUUGACCGCCGGCAUCUUCGGCGGGACAGCAAUAUAAUAUGCGAUGGAGAUGGAAACAGGUGGGUCAAUGUAGGAAAUUCUUCGUGCUUCGUGUCCUUACUUUAGCGUGAAUAUGACAAAUAGCCCGAAUAGGGUCCAGAAUGUUGCAGUUUUUAUACUCGAGUAUAAGGGAUAUUUCCUUGAAUUUGGCACAUUUAGAACUCUUCGCUCCGCUCGUGUUUAGGGCCCGUGACGCACCUAGUCGGCACAUCGUGCGAGGUAGUUAAGAUGAAUAUAUUUUAAUAUUUAAACAACGAUUAACUUGUUUUUUUAUUGUAAUUAUUUUAAAGUGUACUGUAAUAAACGCGGAUCAAACUUU
Cydia fagiglandana is the source of this 9653-nucleotide messenger RNA. It is a transcript of the gene hep, whose product is annotated as dual specificity mitogen-activated protein kinase kinase 7-like. Gene Ontology annotation, molecular function: ATP binding; protein kinase activity. NCBI's taxonomy places the organism in Eukaryota, Metazoa, Arthropoda, Insecta, Lepidoptera, Tortricidae. Gene Ontology annotation, biological process: protein phosphorylation. The record is from RefSeq and is a predicted model, not a curated record. The transcript is spliced from 18 exons. Bases 121 to 2070 code for a protein of 649 amino acids.